GGAGCCCUGCUCAGAGUCUCUUUGGGUGGCCUGUGCCUGCUGGGUUCCUGCUGUGACCUCUCUCAAGAUGCCUGAGCCAGGGAAGAAACCAGUCUCCGCCUUCAGCAAGAAGCCACGGUCCGCAGAAGUGGCCGCCGGCAGCCCUGCCGUGUUCGAGGCCGAGACAGAGCGGGCGGGCCUGAAGGUGCGCUGGCAGCGGGCGGGCAGCGACAUCAGUGCCAGCGAGAAAUACAGCCUGGCAGCCGAGGGCACGCGGCACACGCUGACCGUGCGGGACGCGGGUCCCGCCGACCAGGGCUCCUACGCGGUCAUUGCUGGCUCCUCCAAGGUCAAGUUUGACCUCAAGGUCGUAGACGCAGGGAAAGCGGAGCCUGUGUCAGCCCCUGCUCCCGCCCCCACCGAGGCCCCUGCUCCCGCCCCCACCGAGGCCCCUGAAGCCCUGGGAGAGGCCCCAACCUCUGCCCCUGAGGUGGAAGCAGGCGCCCCUGGUCCUGAAGGUGAGAGGAGCGGGGCAGGGAGGCCAGGUCGGUGGAUGGGGGUGUCCCAGGGCAGGUCUCAAACGCCUCUGCCCACAGGGUCCAGCUCAGCGGCCCCUGAGGGCCCCAGUGCCCCUGGCGACCCCAUUGGCCUCUUUGUGAUGAGGCCACAGGACGGCGAGGUGACCGUGGGUGGCAGCAUCACCUUCUCGGCCCGCGUGGCCGGAGCCAGCCUCUUGAAACCACCUGUGGUCAAGUGGUUCAAGGGCAAGUGGGUGGACCUGAGCAGCAAGGUGGGGCAGCACCUGCAGCUGCGCGACAGCUACGAUCGGACCAGCAAGGUCUACCUAUUUGAGCUGCACAUCAUGGAUGCCCAGGCCUCCUUUGCCGGUGGUUACCGCUGUGAGGUGUCCACCAAGGACAAAUUUGACAGCUGCAACUUCAACCUCACUGUCCAUGAGGCUGUUGGCCCCGGAGAUGUGGACCUCCGAUCAACUUUCCGCCGCACGAGCCUGGCUGGAGGCGGUCGGCGCAUCAGCGACAGCCAUGAAGACACUGCGACUCUGGACUUCAGCUCGCUGCUGAGGAAGAGCAGUUUACGGACCCCGAGGCUGGAGGCCCCCGCUGAGGAGGACGUGUGGGAGAUCCUGCGGCAGGCACCCCCGUCGGAGUACGAGCGCAUCGCCUUCCAGCACGGAGUCACCGACCUGCGGGGCAUGCUCAAGAGGCUCAAGGGCAUAAAGCGGGACGAGAAGAAGAGCACAGCCUUUCAGAAGAAGCUGCAGCCGGCCUACCAGGUGAGCAAGGGCCACAAGAUCCGGCUGAUGGUGGAGCUGGCCGAUCCUGACGCCGAGGUCAAGUGGCUUAAGAACGGACAGGAGAUUCAGAUGAGUGGCAGGUACAUCUUCGAGUCCAUCGGCGCCAAGCGCACGCUGACCAUUAGCCAGUGCUCGCUGGCGGAUGACGCAGCCUACCAGUGUGUGGUGGGCGACGAGAAGUGCAGCACCGAGCUCUUCGUCAAAGAGCCCCCCGUGCUGAUCACGCGGCCGCUGGAGGACCAGCUGGUGAUGGUGGGACAGCGAGUGGAGUUUGAGUGUGAAGUGUCUGAGGAGGGGGCGCAGGUCAAAUGGCUGAAGGACGGGGUGGAGCUGACCCGGGAGGAGACCUUUAAAUACCGGUUCAAGAAGGAUGGUCAGAAGCACCACCUGAUCAUCAACGAGGCGACACUGGAGGACGCCGGGCACUACGCGCUGCGCACCAGUGGGGGUCAGGCUCUGGCCGAGCUCAUCGUGCAGGAGAAGAAGCUGGAGGUGUACCAGAGCAUCGCAGACUUGACGGUGGGCUCAAAGGACCAGGCUGUGUUCAAGUGUGAGGUGUCAGAUGAGAACGUGCGGGGAGUAUGGCUGAAGAACGGAAAGGAGCUGGUGCCUGACAGCCGCAUAAAGGUGUCCCACAUCGGGCGGGUCCACAAGCUGACCAUUGAUGACGUCACGCCUGCAGAUGAGGCAGACUACAGCUUUGUGCCGGAAGGCUUCGCCUGUAACCUGUCUGCCAAGCUCCACUUCAUGGAGGUCAAGAUUGACUUCGUGCCCAGGCAGGAACCUCCCAAGAUCCACCUGGACUGCCCAGGCCGCGUGCCGGACACCAUCGUGGUGGUGGCCGGGAAUAAGCUACGCCUGGACGUCCCUAUAUCCGGGGACCCUGCUCCCACUGUAAUUUGGCAGAAGACCAUCACAAAGGGGAAUAAGGUCGCAGCAGGGCCAGCCCCCGAUGCAACAGAGGAAUCAGGUGCCGGUGACGAGUGGGUGUUUGACAAGAAGCUGCUGUGUGAGACAGAGGGCCGGGUCCGAGUGGAGACCACCAAGGACCGCAGCAUCUUCACCGUCGAGGGGGCUGAGCAGGAGGACGAGGGCGUCUACGUGGUCACAGUGAAGAACCCUGUCGGGGAGGACCAAGUCAGCCUCACGGUCAAGGUCAUCGAUGUGCCGGAUGCUCCCGCGGCUCCUGAGAUCAGCAAGGUGGGCGAGGACUCGUGCACGGUGCGCUGGGAGCCCCCAGCCUACGAUGGCGGGCAGCCGGUCCUGGGGUACAUCCUGGAGCGCAAGAAGAAGAAGAGCUACCGGUGGAUGCGGCUGAACUUUGACCUGCUGCGGGAGCUGAGCCACGAGGCGCGGCGCAUGAUCGAGGGCGUGAUCUACGAGAUGCGGGUCUACGCAGUCAACGCCGUGGGCAUGUCCAGGCCCAGCCCCGCCUCCCAGCCCUUCAUGCCCAUCGGCCCGCCCAGCGAGCCCACCCACCUGACGGUGGAGGAUGUCUCCGACACCACCGUCUCCCUCAAGUGGAGGCCCCCCGAGCGCGCAGGAGCCGGAGGGCUGGACGGCUACAGCGUGGAGUACCGCCGAGAGGGCUCUGGCUCGGCGUGGGUGUCUGCCCUGCCGGGGCUGAUAGAGCGCACGUCGCUGCUGGUGAAGGACCUGCCCACUGGCGCCCGUGUGCUCUUCCGUGUGCGAGCGCACAAUAUGGCGGGGGCUGGACCCCCUGCCACCACCAAGGAGCCUGUGACGGUGCAGGAGUUGCUGCAGCGGCCUCGUCUGCAGCUGCCCAGACACCUUCGCCAGACCAUCCAGAAGAAGGUCGGGGAGCCCGUGAACCUCCUCAUUCCUUUCCAGGGCAAGCCCCGGCCUCAGGUGACCUGGACCAAGGAGGGGCAGCCACUGGCGGGUGAGGAGGUGAGCAUCCGCAACAGCCCCACGGACACCAUCCUGUUCAUCCGGGCCGCGCGCCGCGCCCACUCGGGCAUCUACCAGGUGACGCUGCGUGUGGAGAACAUGGAGGACAAGGCCCAGCUGGUGCUGCAGGUCGUCGACAGGCCAAGUCCGCCCCAGGACAUCCAGGUCGCAGAGGCGUGGGGGUUCAAUGUGGCUCUGGAGUGGAAGCCGCCCCAAGAUGAUGGAAACACAGAGCUCUGGGGGUACACGGUUCAGAAGGCAGACAAGAAGACCAUGGAGUGGUUCACCGUCCUGGAGCAUUACCGCCGCACCCACUGCGUCGUGUCGGAGCUCAUCAUCGGCAACGGCUACUACUUCCGGGUCUUCAGCCAUAACACAGUGGGGCCCAGCGAAAGAGCCGCCGCCACCAGGGAGCCGGUCUUUAUCCCCAGACCAGGCAUCACAUAUGAGUUGCCCAAGUACAAGGCCCUGGACUUCUCCGAGGCCCCCAGCUUCACCCGCCCACUGGUGAACCGAUCGGUCAUUGCCGGCUAUAACACUACUCUCUGCUGUGCUGUUCGGGGCAGCCCCAAGCCCAAGAUUUCCUGGUUCAAGAAUGGCCUGGACUUGAGCAAAGAUGCCCGCUUCCGCAUGUUCAGCAAGCAGGGAGUGUUGACUCUGGAGAUCAGAAAGCCCUGCCCCUUCGAUGGGGGCGUCUAUGCCUGCAGGGCCACCAACUUGGAAGGGGAGGCCCAGUGUGAGUGCCGCCUGGAGGUGCGAGUGCCUCAGUGACCAGGCUGGCUCCCUGCAGAUGGCCAGGUGGAGCUGGAGCCGGCCCAUAUGCCAGGAACCUGGAAGGAAGCUGGACAGGCCACCUUCCUACUGCUGGAUGUGUGUGCAAGUGUGUACACUGGAGUGGGGGGAGCACCCGUAGGGCAGCAUAGUCACUAUGGGCAGGCACAUUCUGACCUCAGAGCUCAUGCGGAAGCUCUCAGACCCUGUGUGAGCUUUGGAAGUGGUGGCUGGGGACGGGGCUCUCUGGCUUGCUGUGCUUUCUCAGUGUGUAAGGGCAAUAAAAGAGCGGUGCAGCCACCAAGAACUGA
Molecule: messenger RNA, 4287 nt
Organism: Capra hircus (goat)
Lineage: Eukaryota; Metazoa; Chordata; Mammalia; Artiodactyla; Bovidae
Gene: MYBPC3
Product: myosin binding protein C, cardiac
Exons: 32
Coding region: 68-3976 (1302 amino acids)
Molecular function (GO): protein binding
Source: RefSeq, a predicted model, not a curated record